AUGUUUCAUUGUUCAGUUGCAUUCAUUAUUUUCUUUCCUGGAUUUUUAUUCGUUUCUUUCUUAUUUCAUUUUUUUUUUCCGCUUGAAUUUUUAUUUCCUCUUUUUAUCGUCUUUUUGUUGGUAUUUUCCAAUUUCUAUCAUCUUUUCUUUCCUGUAUUGCAUACUUCCCUUUUCUCUUUUCAAUAUUUUCUUUCUUUCUUUCUUUCUUUCUUUCUUUCUUUCAUGCAAUUCUUUUUUUUUCUACUUAAUUUCUUUUUAAAACCGGUUUUCAUUUUCCCGCUUUCAAAUUUCCUUUCUACUCUUCUCUCUUCCCCUUCUCUCGGUCCCUUUUUUUCUCUCUUUCCAUCUCUCUCUCUCUCUCGGUCCCCUUUAUCUCUCUCUCUUUCCAUCUCUCUCUCGACCCCCUUUCUCUCUCUCUCUCGACUCCCUUUCUCUCUCUUUCCUUCUCCCCCUUCUCUCUCUCUCUCAGACCCCUUUCUCUCUCUCUCUUUCCAUCUCUCUCUCUCAGACCCCUUUCUCUCUCUCUCCAUCUCUCUCUCGACUCCAUUUCUCUCUCUCCAUCUCUCCUCUCGACUCCAUUUCUCUCUCUCUCUCUCUCUUUCCCCUCUCUCGACUCCCUUUCUCUCCCUCUUUCUCUCUUUCCAUCUCUCUCUCGACUCCCUUUUCUCUUUCUCUCUCUUUCCAUCUCUUUCUCUCGACCCCCUUUUCUCUCUCUCUUUCCAUCUAUCUCUCGACUCCCUUUCUCUCUCUCUAUUUCCAUCUCUCUCUCUCUCGGUCCCCUUUCUCUCUCUCUUUCCAUCUCUCUCUCGACUCCCUUUCUCUCUCUCUAUUUCCAUCUCUCUCUCUCUCGGCCCACUUUCUCUCUCUCUUUCCAUCUCUCUCUCGACUCCCUUUCUCUCUCUUUACAUCUCUCUCUCGGCCCCCUUUCUCUCUCUCUCUCUCCAUCUCUCUCUCUCAAUCCCCUUUCUCUCUCUCUCUCUCCAUCUCUCUCUCUCAGUCCUCUUUCCAUCUCUCUCUUUCCAUCUCUCUCUCAUCUCCCUUUCUCUCUCUUUCUUUCCAUCUCUCUCGGCCUCCUUUCUCUCUCUCUCUCUCUCUCUUUCCAUCUCUCUCUCGGUCCCCUUUCUCUCUCUCUCCAUCUCUCUCUCGACUCCAUUUCUCUCUCUCUCUUUACAUCCCUCUCUCGACUCCCUUUCUCUCUUUCUCUCUCUCUCUUUCCACCUCUCUCUCGACUCCCUUUCUCUCCCCCUUUCUCUCUCUUUCCAUCUCUUUCUCGACUCCCUUUCUCUCUCUCUCUUUCCGUCUCUCUCUCGGCCCCCUUUCUCUCUCUCUUUCCAUCUCUCUCUCGACUCCCUUUCUCUCUCUCUAUUUCCAUCUCUCUCUCUCUCGGUCCCCUUUCUCUCUCUCUUUCCAUCUCUCUCUCGACUCCCUUUCUCUCUCUAUUUCCAUCUCUCUCUCUCUCUCUUUCUCUCUCUCUUUCCAUCUCUCUCUUCCCUUUCUCUCUCUUUACAUCUCUCUCGGCCUUUUUCUCUCUCUCUCUCCAUCUCUCUCUCUCAAUCCCCUUUCUCUCUCUCUCUCUCCAUCUCUCUCUCUCAGUCCUCUUUCCAUCUCUCUCUUUCCAUCUCUCUCAUCUCCCUUUCUCUCUCUUUCUUUCCAUCUCUCUCGGCCCCCUUUCUCUCUCUCUCUCUUUCCAUCUCUCUCUCGCCCUCUUUCUCUCGCUCUGUCCAUCUUUCUCUUUCACCGUCUCUCUCUAUUUUUUCUUUCAUUAACUCGACUUACAUUUUUUCCUUAUAUUAG
Messenger RNA from Acanthosepion pharaonis, 1794 nucleotides. Lineage: Eukaryota; Metazoa; Mollusca; Cephalopoda; Sepiida; Sepiidae. The record is from the annotation of a GenBank genome assembly.